AUGAAGCUAACAUUUUUGGACCGCACCGUGGCCGUAUGGCUGCUUGCCGCCCUCUCCGGGACGGCGAUAGCCCACUCAUGGCCCGAGCAAACCAUCCGCCUCGCGCCCAACGGCAAAGAAAUUGGGAAGCCCGGCGCCGAUAGAGCCCACAUCGAGACCGGCACGGGAGACUUUUUGAUCCCACCAAAUGGCGGCGAGAAGGUUAUCAAACCCGACCACAAGAUCGUAAGAGAUACUCAGGGGCCCUUGAACGAUGCCAGCUACAGCGACCAGUUCCCGAUGCUGUCGGUCGCCCAGGGCGACUUUGUCGCAAUCAAGUACCGCGAGAACGGCCACGUCAGCCGCGCCGACAAGUCAAACCCUGAAAAGCCAGUCAACCGCGGCACCGUCUAUCUUUACGGAACCAACGAGAACGACCUCUCCAACGUCAACCUCAUGGACGUGCAUCUGAAGUGGACCUCGGAUGGCAAGGGUGGAAACGGCAAGGGCAAGCUCAUCGCAACGAGGAACUACGACGACGGGCAGUGCCACGAGGUCCUCCCCUCGGACGGUGACUUUGAGGGCAUCGUCGGCUACCGCAAGGAAUUCAUCAGCAAGGCCGACUCUCUCCUUUGCCAGAAUGACAUCCAGAUCCCCAGUGACGCCCCCGUCGGCAAGGUCUACACCGUCAUCUGGGUUUGGGACUGGUCCUCGAUGAAUGAGCAGGGCGUCGCCGUGCCCCCGGCCGAGUACGGCGCCGACUCGGUGCUCACGCCGGGAGCUAUACACCGGCGUGGUCGACUUCAGGUCGUCGAGGCCUGCGACGACAGCCUCGGCGAGACCGCAAUCUUCAAGUCCAUGCUCAAUGCCUUCCUUAAAUAG
Messenger RNA from Chaetomium globosum CBS 148.51, 861 nucleotides. RefSeq lists its product as uncharacterized. The record is from RefSeq and is a predicted model, not a curated record. Lineage: Eukaryota; Fungi; Ascomycota; Sordariomycetes; Sordariales; Chaetomiaceae. The coding region runs from base 1 to 861 and encodes 286 amino acids. The transcript is spliced from 2 exons.